Molecule: messenger RNA, 902 nt
Organism: Nylanderia fulva
Lineage: Eukaryota; Metazoa; Arthropoda; Insecta; Hymenoptera; Formicidae
Gene: ND-ASHI
Product: NADH:ubiquinone oxidoreductase subunit ASHI
Cellular component (GO): respiratory chain complex I; mitochondrion
Source: RefSeq, a predicted model, not a curated record
UCGUCACCGAACAAAUAUGGCGCUCGCGUCACUUCCGCGAUGCAAAAUUCCCUCCGGUCGUUAUUUUCCGCGGCGAAAGGGAUGAUUUCUCAGUGAUCGUUAAAUUUCGCAAACUGAAUAUUGAAUUUUUACGAACGAUAAAUAAAUUGAAAUUUCAAUUUUCGCCGAGAUUGCGCGAGAUUUUUCGUCGAGGGAAAAAGUUAGGUUAAGUUAGGUUAACCGAGGUUAAUAAAUCCCCGAUCGCGCGAAAUUAUCCUGGGGAGCUAUAUUUUUGACGGUUGACAGUUUUGACAGGUCGCGAUCGACCCGCUCCGGAAUUAUUUUUUUUGGAUGAAAUGGCUUUGACGAGUAAACUCUGCGGACUGUCAAGUCAAUUGUUCAGGAACAGAGUGUUCCUGAACACGGCAAGAUGCUAUUCCGAGAGACCAAAGGAGUGGAGUAUACUCUAUCAGCCGGGAGAAUAUUCGCAAAAGGAUCAUGAUAAAAUUGCCUCAAAAUAUAAUCUGCAUCCAAAGGAUUAUAAACCUUCUCAUCCAGAAGAGGCUGUUGGUGAUUAUCCGGAGUUGCCAAUGAUAGGACCGGCUGCUAAGGAUCCGUAUUAUCCAUAUGACAUACCGACAUACAGAAAGAAUUAUAAAGAAACGCUGAAUCACCGAUUUGAAAUCAUGGGUGAGGAUCGUUUCAGUUAUGGUUACAAGUAUAGAAUUGAUUUACGUGUAGCAUCGGCAAUAUUUCUCACCACUAUGACUGUACUUAUGGGACUUGCGUAUUUGUGUGAGCCAUAUGCUGUAUUCUCGCCAAUGAUGGAAAAGCAGUAUCCGGAGAAAGGUAAAGUACAUUAUACAUUUGAACCAGCAAAAUAGAUAUAAUAAGCUUAUAUGAAAAAUACAUCUUCUAAUGUU